This is a messenger RNA of Olea europaea var. sylvestris, 2066 nucleotides long. Its product is annotated as signal peptide peptidase-like 4. Gene Ontology annotation, molecular function: aspartic endopeptidase activity, intramembrane cleaving. Gene Ontology annotation, biological process: membrane protein proteolysis. The transcript has 14 exons. Bases 188 to 1813 code for a protein of 541 amino acids. The record is from RefSeq and is a predicted model, not a curated record. Gene Ontology annotation, cellular component: Golgi-associated vesicle membrane; cytoplasmic side of endoplasmic reticulum membrane; lumenal side of endoplasmic reticulum membrane. NCBI's taxonomy places the organism in Eukaryota, Viridiplantae, Streptophyta, Magnoliopsida, Lamiales, Oleaceae.
ACAGUACCUUGAGACUUUUCGUCUCUUGAAUAUCUUUUUAUCUUAUAUUUCCUCUGCGUUCUGUCUUCCAGUUCACGUCUCUAAAAUAAUAUUCCAAAAUAAUAAGAAAAAACCCAUUUGACCUUGUACUCCGAUCCUCACACAGAAAACUUUUCUGGAGUUUUUCCCCCCUUUUUUGGUUGAGAUUAUGGAGUUGAAGAACAGAGCUCUCUACUGUACUUUCUGUACAGUUCUUGCUGUUUUGUUGAGUUCUGCUGCGGUGUCUGCAGGUGAUAUUGUUCACCAAGAUGAUAGCGCUCCAGCACGACCUGGUUGCAAUAACAACUUUGUGUUGGUUAAAAUACCAAUUUGGAUAAAUGGUAAAGAAGUAAUGGAGUUUGUUGGUGUUGGUGCUCGGUUUGGUCCCACCUUGGAAGCAAAAGAGAAACGCGCCAACCAGUCUAGAGUUGCUCUUGCAGAUCCUCCUGAUUGUUGUACAAAUCCCCGAAAUAAGCUAACCGGUGAGGUUAUCUUGGUUCACCGGGGUAAUUGCAGUUUCACUGCCAAAGCAAAUGUAGCAGAGGCUGCUGGUGCUUCAGCAAUACUUAUUGUGAACAACCGCACAGAACUAUUCAAGAUGGUUUGUGAAGUCAACGAAACUGAUGUGGACAUUAGGAUACCUGCUGUCAUGAUCCCACAAGAUGCUGGUGCUAGCUUGGUACAAAGUAUCAGGAACAACUCUCAUGUUUCUGUUCAGAUGUACUCUCCACAUCGACCAGCGGUAGAUGUAGCUGAAGUUUUUCUAUGGCUAAUGGCUGUUGGUACCAUCUUAUUCGCAUCUUAUUGGUCUGCAUGGACUGCAAGAGAAGCAGCUAUUGAGCAGGACAAGCUCUUAAAGGAUGGUUCGGAUGAGUAUCUCAGCAAGGAAACCCAUCACUCUAACGGUUUUGUGGACAUCAACACUGCAUCAGCAAUUUUAUUUGUUGUUAUUGCUUCCUGUUUCUUGGUUAUGCUGUACAAAUUGAUGUCUUACUGGUUCAUUGAGGUUCUGGUGGUUCUGUUUUGCAUCGGUGGAAUAGAGGGUCUACAAACUUGUUUGGUGGCACUAUUAUCAUGUUUCAGAUGGUUUGAACCCGCUGCAGAGUCAUAUGUUAAAGUACCUCUUCUGGGAGCUGUAUCGUAUUUGACACUUGCCGUUUCUCCUUUCUGCAUAGCAUUUGCUGUAGUAUGGGCAGUUUUCCGGCGUAUCUCCUUUGCUUGGAUUGGUCAAGAUAUCCUUGGAAUCGCGUUGAUAAUCACAGUUCUUCAGAUCGUACGAGUUCCCAAUCUCAAGGUCGGAACUGUUCUACUCAGUUGUGCGUUCUUGUACGACAUAUUUUGGGUGUUUGUUUCCAAAUGGUGGUUCCAUGAGAGCGUGAUGAUAGUGGUAGCUCGUGGUGAUGGAAGUGGCGAAGACGGCAUUCCCAUGCUACUCAAGAUUCCUCGAAUGUUUGAUCCUUGGGGUGGAUACAGCAUUAUUGGAUUUGGCGAUAUAAUCUUGCCAGGAUUACUAGUGGUGUUUUCACUAAGAUACGAUUGGCUGUCUAAAAGAAGCCUACAGACCGGCUACUUUUUGUGGGCAAUGAUUGCUUAUGGCUCAGGUCUUCUUGUUACGUAUGUGGCUUUGAACAUGAUGGACGGACAUGGCCAACCAGCUUUGCUUUACAUCGUACCCUUCACACUAGGCACAUUUAUAACAUUGGGAAAGAAGAGAGGUGAUUUGAAGCACUUGUGGACCCGAGGAGAACCCGAUAGACCUUGCCCCCAUGUCCAACUUCAACCCAUCGAAGAAUGAGACCGUAAUUACAUUUUCCCAACUUCUAUUUUAGAGCGUAAGAUUUGGAUACGAUAUUGGGUAGAUUAGAACAGAUGUUGAAUCUUGAAUGUAUAGUGUUGUGAAAUGUUAUAACCAGUUUCCCCACUUAAAAAGGAGAUUUGAAGACGCAUUAUAGAGAAGAAUGUUAUGUGAAUUUACCAGGUUGUAAUGAAACCAUUACUCGUUCUUGUACUUUAACUUGCCAUUGGACUGAAGGAGAGUUUACUCUUCA